CUUUGGUCCUUCACGGUUGAGCCAUCAUUCCUGCCUCACCUCCCAUCGGCCAUCCCCCUCAAAAGCGCACCCAACCGCAUCGCCUCCAUUGAUCAUCGGUUCCCCUCCAGUCCAACCCAUCCUGGCCGUCCACCCACACCGAUUUCGAGGCACUCGUCGCAGACAAAACGCUCUCACACAGACUCCAACCCCAAAUCACACACACAAGCACGGGCACGGAGGAGAGAGAGAGAGAGAGAGGGAGAGGCGGCCGCCAUGGCGACGCUGCCGCAGCGCUUCAAGCUGCUGGCGACGCGGUGCGCGGCGGGGGCGCCGAGCCCGUCGCGGAGCCCGGCGCCGUCCUACGCCGCGGGGGCUGCCAGCCCUGGGUACCGCCUGCGCCGCCGCCGGGGGGCCACCGCCAGUGGCCGGCGUCGCGGUCGCCUGCGCCGCUUCCUCUGCCGGCGCCGCGGCGGGACCGAGCCGUUGCCAGGCGCGCGUCAGGAGGACGACAGGAAGCCGCUUGUCGGCCGCGCGGGCGGCGGGGGCCGCACGCUGCGGGAUCUGUUCGUCGCGUCCCCGGAGGCCGGGCGCCGCCGCGGCGGCUGCGGCUGCGACUGCGACUGUGACGACGACGACACGGAGGAGGAGGAAGGAGGAGAAGGGGGCGGAAGGGUGGGCGCUGGCAUGGCGGACCCUGCAGGCGGCGCGUGGAGAGGGAGCAGGCGGUUCGGGUCUGGCGGGCUGCGGAACCUGCUGUUGCGGCGGAGCUGGCGGCCGGUGCUGGGGGCGAUCCCGGAGGGGGAAGGCAAGAUCGAGCUCGGUGUCAUCGAGGAAUGAAUAACAAAUGACAGCGAAAUCAAGAACUCGGAUUCUAGCGUUGUCUUCUUUCUCCGUUCUUCUUGCUCAGUUGCUCUGUUUCUUGGCUUCGCCUUUCUGCCGCCGUGACUGUGAAUAUGGGAAUGGAACACCAAAUUACUACCACUA
This is a messenger RNA of Phragmites australis (common reed), 966 nucleotides long. RefSeq lists its product as uncharacterized. The coding region runs from base 256 to 819 and encodes 187 amino acids. Lineage: Eukaryota; Viridiplantae; Streptophyta; Magnoliopsida; Poales; Poaceae. The record is from RefSeq and is a predicted model, not a curated record. The transcript has a single exon.